Quercus lobata is the source of this 1431-nucleotide messenger RNA. Its product is annotated as cysteine-rich receptor-like protein kinase 10. Gene Ontology annotation, molecular function: ATP binding; protein serine/threonine kinase activity. Gene Ontology annotation, biological process: protein phosphorylation. The record is from RefSeq and is a predicted model, not a curated record. Lineage: Eukaryota; Viridiplantae; Streptophyta; Magnoliopsida; Fagales; Fagaceae. Bases 1 to 1356 code for a protein of 451 amino acids. The transcript is spliced from 8 exons. Gene Ontology annotation, cellular component: plasma membrane.
AUGGGAGAAAUACCAAAUUGUUGUGAUGGGAAGCAAGGUGGGAGAGUUAUCAGACCCAUCUGUAAUUUAAGGUUUAAGGUCGGUCUCUUCUAUGACACCACAGCUGAUAAUGCAUCAUCACCAUCACUGUCUCCACCACCGCCUCCAGUACCAUCAGUAUCUCCUCCAGCAUCAAACAACACCCCUGCUGCAAAAGGAAAGGAGAGUAACAAAUCUCAAACAGUCAUCAUAGUUGUACCCAUUAUUUCUUUUGUGAGGUCAUUGCUGUUGCAUGAACGUAUUUUAAAUUGUGUUGUUUUAAAUAAUGCACUAACGUCUUGUUCAAGCAAAUCUGUGGAUGAGAUUAGAAGUGGGGAAUCUUUUCAGUUAGGCUUUGGUACUAUUAAAGUUGCAACAAAUGACUUUUCUGAUGCAAAUAAGCUUGGACAAGGUGGAUUUGGUGUUGUUUACAAGGGUAAACUCUCUGAUGGACAAGUUAUUGUUGUGAAAAGGCUUUCAAAAAAUUCUGGUCAAGGAGAUCUUGAAUUUAAGAAUGAAGUUUCGUUAGUGGCCAAGCUUCAACACCGACAUUUAGUUAGACUCCUAGGAUUUUGCUUGGAAGGAAUUGAAAGGCUUCUAAUUUAUGAGUUUGUGCCCAAUGGAAGUCUUGAUAACUUCAUUUUUGAUCCAAUCAUGUGUGUACUACUAGAUUGGGCAAGACGCUACAAAAUCAUAGGAGGCAUUGCACGAGGUCUUCUCUACCUUCAUGAAGAUUCUCGACUUCGUAUUAUUCAUCAGGAUCUUAAAGCUAGCAAUAUCCUAUUAGAUUUUGAAAUGAAUCCAAAAAUUUCAGAUUUUGGUAUGGCAAGAUUGUUUGAACUUGAUCAAAGCGAAGGCAAUACAAGUAGAAUUGUGGGGACCUAUGGAUAUAUGUCUCCAGAAUAUGCAAUGCAUGAACAAUUCUCAAUAAAGUCUGAUGUCUUUAGUUUUGGUGUGCUAGUAUUAGUGAUAAUAAGUGGACGAAAGAAUAGCUCCUUCCGAAAUGGAGAGAAUAUUGAGGACCUUCUAAGCUAUGAAAAUCACAUUUUUUCAGAUCACAUCUCCAAAUUUGGGGAGGCUGUCUUCCAGCCACCUCUCAUAGACCUUGCACAAGUGGGAGCGAUGUGCCUUGGGCAUUGGAGUGGCAGUAAGAAGCUCAACAAACUUGUUUGCUUCACUUUCGAAUGGGGUACUUUGCCUCAAGUACAAGUUUCUGUUUUUUGUUGCCUCAGGCCUCAGGCAUUUAUUUAUAGUUGGGACACUUUGACCAGGGUAUUGCAUGCGGGACACUAUCAUCUGGUGCUUCUUUUUACGAAAAUUAGGUACCGUAUACUUUAGUUUUCCCCCCUCCUAUCUUACCAAAAGCAUUAUUUAUAAUUUAUCAUUAAGGAAAUUAUUUUCUUACAAGCAACU